Molecule: messenger RNA, 543 nt
Organism: Symbiodinium pilosum
Lineage: Eukaryota; Dinophyceae; Suessiales; Symbiodiniaceae
Source: the annotation of a GenBank genome assembly
AUGUUCGGCAUGGGCUGCUUCUGGUGCUCCGAGAACAUCUUCAUGAGGAUGCCGGGCGUGUACUCCACGCAAGUGGGCUAUGCUGGCGGUGCCAUAGAAAAUCCAACCUAUGGUGAUGUAUGUACGGGCGCGACCAAUCACAAUGAAGUUGUUCGAGUAGUCUAUGACCCAGAGAAGGUUUCGUACGCUGAGCUAUUGCAGAAGUUUUGGGAGAAACAUGACCCGACUACGCUGAAUCAGCAGGGGAAUGAUUUCGGUACGCAAUACCGAUCAGGCAUCUAUUACUACACAGAGGAGCAGAAACAGCUGGCCGAAGAGACGAAAGCUCGAUAUGAGCAGGCCAUUCAAAAGGCGGGAGCGGCCUGGGGUCGUGGAAUCUCUACCGAGAUAGUACCUGCGCCGACCUUUUACUAUGCUGAGAAAUACCACCAGCAGUAUGACGCGAAGCCUGGCAAUCGGGACUACUGUGGCUUGCGGCCAUUGGGCGUUCAGCUUGACAUCAGUGGCCUUGAGACGGAGAAGGUCGACUCCGUCGAUGCAUGA